Molecule: messenger RNA, 1596 nt
Organism: Trichomycterus rosablanca
Lineage: Eukaryota; Metazoa; Chordata; Actinopteri; Siluriformes; Trichomycteridae
Gene: chga
Product: chromogranin A
Exons: 8
Coding region: 152-1126 (324 amino acids)
Biological process (GO): negative regulation of catecholamine secretion; defense response to bacterium; negative regulation of insulin secretion
Cellular component (GO): chromaffin granule
Source: RefSeq, a predicted model, not a curated record
AAGGACAGAUUCAGUAUGUACAGAAUGCACUUAUAAUUUAAUCAUCGCGUUUUUAUUUGUCCAGAAAGUGUGAGCAUCCAAAAAACGUCGUUUUGUCCUCGGUCAGAAGGGUUUUGUUGGUGCUAAAGCAGCUUUUUUGUACAGCAGAACCAUGAGAGCGACUGGAUGUGCGCUGUUCCUCAUUCUCACCAAAUGUGUUUUCUCAAUACCCCUGUCUCCUAGUAACAUGGAUAAUGAGGAUGUUAAGGUGAUUAAGUGUAUAGUGGAUGUGUUGGCGGAUACGCUGACCAAGCCUCAGUCAAUCCCAGUGUCUCAGGAAUGCAUGGAAACCCUCAGGGCUGAUGACAGGCUUGUGAGCAUACUGCGUCAUCGAAACUUUCUUGAGGAGCUGCAGAACAUUGCAGGAGGAGGAGCCAAUAAAAUAUCUGAAAAGGGUUUAGAGGAUGAUUUUGGUCAUACAAGGGACCAUGCUGAAGAUCUGGAGAGCACUGCAGAUCAGUCAAUGCUGAUUGACAUGCUGGGACCCGAUGAGAAGGCAGAGAAGAGAGGUUCGGAGGAGGAGGACAGUAUGGAACGUGAGGAGAAAUCAAGAAAGUCAAAGAAAAAUGAUGCAGUUUUUCAAGAGGACAGAAAAGAGGAUCAGGUAGCACCAGUCUACAUCAAGCAGGAGCACAAGGACAAGCACAUCGCUAUGAAGAAAGCCGACAACAAAGAGGAGAAGAAUUUGCACCUAGAAAAAGCAGAGGAAGUGGAGCAGAGAAGCAUGGAGGAGAGCCAUGAGGAGCUGAAGUCACUAGAGGACAGAUCAGGUGUAGUGAAUUUGGAGAAGAAAACAUCUGAAAUGAAAAUGAAAUCUCUUAAUCAUAUAAAGCAGCUGACACUCCGCAGAGUUGAUGGUCCACCAGUGUAUGACAAGCAGGGGCCACUGCACCACUCUAAGGAAGUAUGGAAAAGCCCCGAGGAGCAAGAGCUUCAAAUGAUGGCACAAAAGGACCCAGAGGACCGGCGAGAAGAGGAGGGAAGUGCCAGCAAAAAGACAGAGGAUGCAGAGAUGGAAAGUUUGGCUGUGAUCGAGUCAGAACUUGAAAGCAUGGCUCAGAAACUGCAUGAGCUGCGCCAUGGCUAAAUAAAUCCACCCCCCUCUUCUAUUUCAUCUUCUUCUUCUCUUAUCUGUUUAACAAGUGGCAGGUCGGUCAGCCAAGAUGACGCUUUAUCCCUCCAGCUUUUGCCAAUUCAUGUUCAUCUUUAGCUUUAUUCACAGUGCCAGAUUUAAUGCAAAAUGUAAAGAAUUCGAGCCAACUUUUACUGGUUUUUAUCAAACUUCUUGCUGUGUUGCUGUAGCUUUACAUCAGUCUCUUGUUUGCUUAGUGAAAAAGCACCAUGCAGAACUAACACCAGGAAAAUGCUGUAACAAUAAUUCAUUUCAAUCAGAGACGGAGAACGACGUUUUUAAACAAAGGGCCGUGUUCUUUUAAUGUGCCUGAUGGAUCCUCAUGCAAUAAUGUUUUUAUGAAAUAUGGUUACUUAAUUGUACAUGUAAUGUGGGAUUCGUUUUAGAAAAUCAAUAAAUAAAAGAUAGGUGUCAGUAGUAUGAAA